Molecule: messenger RNA, 1050 nt
Organism: Cryptosporidium ubiquitum
Lineage: Eukaryota; Apicomplexa; Conoidasida; Eucoccidiorida; Cryptosporidiidae
Product: CCCH RNA binding domain-containing protein
Exons: 1
Coding region: 1-1050 (349 amino acids)
Molecular function (GO): metal ion binding
Source: RefSeq, a predicted model, not a curated record
AUGGCAAAUGCAUUAUUAAGUAUUGAAGAACUUACUAGAUUUCGGACCAAAUUAUGUCGUAGAAGUCUUAAGGAUGGUUGCGAUUUUGGUCCAUUAAGAUGCCAAUAUUCCCAUAAUGUUUACUGGCCAAGAAGAUGCCCAUUUUAUCUGUCUGAUCGGUCGGCAUUAAGAUAUCUGCCUGAUAUUUGCCCGGAUAUUACAAUUUUGGAUCAGGAAACUGGAAAAGUUGCAAAUUUUUGCAACAGAGGAGGAUAUUGCCCAUAUUCUCAUUCUAUAGAAGAAGUAAUUUACCACCCAUUAAUUUAUAAAUCAGAAUUGUGUGUAGCAUUCCAAAAAGGCGAAUGCAAAACUUACUACUGUCAUUUAAUUCAUGGGCUUGCAGAAAGAAGGCAAGAGAAAAGCUACACACUUCCUUUUACAAGAGGAAUUAAUUUAAAUAAAUAUCCAAAUGUAACGCUAGUUGACAAGACAUCAUCAGAGAAUGAAAACGUAACUAACAGCUCAUUGUUUUCCAAGAAUAAAAAUACUGAAAUCAUGAGUUUGGAUGUAACCGAAUCAAAAGAUAGAAAUACUGAAAUUAUCCAAAUUAAAAAUUUGGAAUGUUUUCAUGAUUCUGAAAAUACCAAAAACUUUUCAAUACAACCUCAAUUAAAAAAUAAGUUUUCAGUUAGGAAUGACUUUCAAACUAAUAAAUUAAAUUUAUGUUGGCAGGAAUUAAUUAAUUUAUCUUGUUUUUCUAAUAAUUUUGAUAUUGAGCCUGGCACUGAAUUAAAGCAUUUACUGAAUAAAUGGAGAAAGGUUGCAGAAUGCCCAGAAUUAUACAUAAAUCAAGUAAAUUUGGUAAGAUUAGAGUAUUGGCAAUAUAUUUCUACUUGUAUUCACGAAAUUUCAAGUAUUAUAAACGAACUUGGAAAAUUUUAUUGUAAUAAAGCAAUUAAUCAUAGAGAAAAUUUGCACAAUUUAGACAAGCAUCAUAUUGAUAAUACUGAACUUAAAGAAUGUAUAGACUUUUCUUCUGUGUUCACUGAAAUGAACUCCGAUUUAUUUUGA